Messenger RNA from Coprinopsis cinerea okayama7#130, 2091 nucleotides. RefSeq lists its product as hypothetical. The transcript has 2 exons. Bases 1 to 2091 code for a protein of 696 amino acids. NCBI's taxonomy places the organism in Eukaryota, Fungi, Basidiomycota, Agaricomycetes, Agaricales, Psathyrellaceae. The record is from RefSeq and is a predicted model, not a curated record.
AUGGCUCCUUCGGAAAGCGCAGAAACACCCAGUCCAUCUGUGACUGCACCUUCUCAACCCGGGGUUCAUGGACAGACCAAUACGGGCGCUAUUGUUGGAGGAGCAACUGCUGCACUCCUGAUAUUGGUAAUCCUGCUGGUUCUAAUCGUUGUUCCGAUGCAGAGACGCCGCAAACAGAAAAAGGAUGUAGCAGCACGUCAAAUGGCCAACCUCGACCCGCCCUAUCAUUUCUCGGAAAGCAAAGUCAUCUUGAUGGCGAAGCAGGGAUAUACCAAGUCCCAUCAUCCAACAGAUUCUGAUCUUGUUGGGAUGAUGCCCUUGCUCAGCGCUACACCAUUCGACACUAGCCGCAACGAUUCUCAGAAGACGUUGCAUUAUUUAUCUGCGGCGAACUAUAACGGCACCAUCUCCACCUCAACCUUGCCCAUCGCCCACAUCUCCAAGUACAGUGAGGAGUCGUUUAACCCCUACGCCGAGUACCAGAGCGACCACCAGGCCAAUCGGACUCCAGUAUCCUAUCCUAUGCCCCCUCGUCCUCCCCAGGAUGUACACGCACGGCCAUCAUGGACAGAACACACACAACAGUCACCUCGCCCUGUGCGCAAGCUAUCGAGAGCGCUCCCUCCAGAGCCGCUCACGCCCACCAAGAAGGUCAGAUCCCCUGGCGUACGACCUCUCCCCCUUCCGUGCGCAAACAAUGGCCAGGUGAAACCGUCGCCCGUUCCUGCGAAAGUCACUAAUGAAGUCGCUCCUGCGUCAUCGGACCCAGAGCAAAGUCGAGGACCCGAGGAACUUCCAGCCAGCGAUUCGAAGAGCGCCAUCCCGCCACCUCCGCCUUCCGUAUCAACCUUCCCGGUCCUCCUGGAGCGUUUCCAGUCCGUCUCGACUAUCUCCGAUGAUUCGCUGUCCAUCUACUCGCAAAUGUCUAUGUCCCGGAGUAACACAAUCCAUCGAGAUGGACAUCUCGCUGUGAAGGACCAUGUCGCCCCACCCAUUCCUUCCCUGUCUGCGAUAGCUGAGAGGUUGGCGGCGGAGAGCGUGGAGGAUCAGUCCUCGUCUUCUCACAGCAGGUACAGCAAGUCGGUCAAAGGGAAGGAGAAGGCGAGACCAGAAGACGAGGAAGACAUGCCCCAGGAUCGACCCAGCCUUCGUAAACUACCCACCCCGCCUCCAGCGAUCACUCCUCGACCCCUGCCACCAACGCGCGAACCUUCGUCCUCCGGUGCCUCGUCGGCCGACGCGACCAACGGAUCGUCUUUCAUCUGCGACCCGUCCAGUUCCAAGGGCCCCACGGUGAAGCGAAUGGACACUGUCGUCAUCGGCAACAUCCUCCGCGCUCGAAGACACAGCGAUGCACCCUACGUCGCUCUCCACGCCACAUCCAGCGACGACGGCCGAACCAUCUCGUCAGCCUCCUCCAGCCGCAUCUCCGCCAUGGCCAGGGAGGGCAGUGUGUCGAAUAGCGGGAUUGCUGAUGGGGAGCGGAAGGUCGAGGAAGAUAAGAAGCAGGAGGGUGGGAAGCAAGACGAGGGAGGUUACGGGAACAUUGUUCGAAGCCCCAUCGUUGGAGGUCCAGGUGUCCGCAAGAUCGUCGUCCCCCGUGAAGCACCUCGCGGUGGUCGUCAGCCUCUCGGCCCUCGCGUGUCUCUGCGGCCUCGCGCUGUGUCCAGCUCAAGCAUCAUCUCCUCCAACGGCACCAGCAACAUUCGCAUCAAGACUCGAGUGCAAACCCUUGAUCCUCAUCUGAAGCCACUACGAUUCGUCCGUCCCGCGUCGCCGCCGGCGAGUAAAGACGAGGUGAAGGGAGAGGGAGAUGGCUUAGGGGCUAGAGGUGGGGCGGACGGUUGGAAUCAAGGCCGUGCAUCAUCAGGCGUGUCGCCGAUGCUGCCUCCGAUUCCCACUUCCCACUCUUUGUACCCCUUGACCGGGGCGUUCGGUUUAUCGAAAUCGCCGCCAGUACGCUCCCCAGAGACACCUUCCUCCGAAUAUGACCUUUCUCGCGUGAAGCCUUACCCCCCUCGCACUGCCCCUCUGAAAGUUGGUGGACCGAAGCAGAGAACUGAUGGGGUUCAAGUUGCGCUGAGAGGAUGA